GGGAGAGGAAUCAAAGGACAGAUAGAAUCAACUAUCUCUCUUUUCCUUCCUCGUCCUUCUUUUUUCUCAUUUCCUUCUAAACAUAAAAUGCAUUUGUGAUUCUGCCACAAUAAUUAUAAGUUCAGAAAUCUUAAUUACUGCCCUCUGGUCCUCUUCAAGCAGGUCUAGUAAUUUUGAACAUAUUUGAUCAGGUCAUUAUAUUGAACCAAGUUGAGAACAUUUAGGUCCUCUAAAUCCUGAGGAAAAUAAAAACAAAAAUCUAGGAGCUAAAAUAAAAGCAUGCCUCCAAGCUCUAAAUUCAGAAGAGCCCUUGGGGCAGUGAAGGAUCAAACAAGCAUAAGCCUAGCCAAGGUGGGAAGCAGCACCUCACUUGCUGACCUUGAUGUGGCCAUUGUGAAGGCAACAAGGCAUGAUGAAUACCCUGCAGAAGAGAAGCACAUAAGGGAAAUUUUGAGCCUAACAUGUUACUCUCGAGCAUUCAUCAGUGCAUGUGUUAAUACCCUGGCAAGGCGUCUCAACAAGACAAAGAGCUGGACAGUGGCAUUGAAAACACUCAUUUUGAUUCAAAGGCUGCUAUUAGAAGGUGAUCCUGCCUACGAGCAGGAAAUUUUCUUUUCAACUCGUCGAGGGACUCGGCUUCUCAACAUGUCUGAUUUUCGUGACAGCUUAAAAUCUGGUUCGUGGGACUUCUCUGCAUUUGUUCGCACUUAUGCGUUGUAUCUAGACGAAAGGCUUGAGUACAAGAUGCAAAGCCGGCGUGGAAAACGCAGCAUGUAUAGUUUUGAUGAAGAUGAGGAGGAAAGGGAAAGAGAAAAAGAAAAGGAAAUCAUUGUAAGGUCCACACCGGUGCGUGACAUGAAGUUAGAGCAAAUCUUUUCCAAAAUGCAGCAUUUGCAGUUGCUGCUUGAGCGCUUUUUAGCUUGCCGUCCCACAGGAGGUGCAAAGAACCAUCGAAUUGUGAUAGUGGCUCUCUACCCGAUUGUGAAGGAGAGUUUUCAGAUAUAUUAUGAUAUAUCAGAAAUACUUGGUAUCUUAAUCGAUCGCUUCCCUGACAUGGAUGUGUCAGACUGUGUUAAGGUAUAUGACAUUUUUUGCCGCGUUGGAAAGCAGUUUGAUGAGCUAGACCUCUUUUUUGGAUGGUCCAAGAGCAUUGGAAUUGCACGCUCUUCUGAGUACCCUGAGAUUGAAAGGGUCACACUCAAGAAGCUAGAGGUCAUGGAAGAGUUUAUCAAGGACAAGUCUGCCUUAGCACAAAGCAACAUACCUGAAGCAAUAGAAUAUAAGCACCAAGAAGAAGAAAAAGAAGCUUACGAAUCGGAACCGGAAGAGGAUGUUAAUGCAACGAAGGCGCUACCACCACCACCAGAGGAAAUCAUCGAGGAACCGGUUGAAGAAGUGAAGGAAGAGCCGAAGGAAGAAAAAGUUGUGCAGACAGAGGGAGAUUUGUUGAAUUUAGGAGAUGACAUGAUGACAAGUGAAGCACAUGGAGAGAAACUAGCCUUGGCUUUGUUUGAUGGAGCAGCACCAGCAGCUGCAGGAGGUGCCACACAAGCACUUCCAUGGCAUGCAUUUGAUGAAGGGGGAGAUUGGGAAACAGCACUGGUGCAAUCAGCAACCAACUUGGGAAACCAAAAGCCAACAUAUGGUGGUGGAUUUGAUACAUUGUUGUUGGAUGGCAUGUAUAAACAAGGAGAAAUGAAUGCAGCCAUGCAAGGGCAAGGGUACGGGGUGAGUGGAAGUGCUAGUAGUGUGGCACUUGGUUCAGCUGGAAGGCCUGCAAUGCUUGCAUUGCCAGCACCACCAACAUCAUGGAGUGGGAGUGAUUCUAACAAUUCUGACCCAUUUGCAGCUUCAUUGGCUGUGGCACCUCCUUCUUACGUGCAAAUGUCAGAGAUGGAGAAGAAGCAAAGGCUUUUGCUUGAAGAACAGAUGAUGUGGCAGCAAUAUGCAAAGGAAGGCAUGCAAGGACAAGCAGCACUAGCAAAAUUACACUCUAACAACAACAAUAACAAUUCUUACACUGGAGGGUAUCCACAAAACUACGGCAACUAUUAUCGUUAACUAGCGUCUCACUAUUUUUCCUUAUUUUGAGGGGCUUACCCGCCCCAUUAGAAACACUUGUUUUCAAUCUUUAUUAUUAGAGUAUGAGUAUGAGGGAAAAAUGACAUUAAAGUCUAAACUAAUGGUAUUGUUGUCUUUCUUUGCCCACUUCAGAAAGCAAGUAGUCGCUAAUGAU
Molecule: messenger RNA, 2236 nt
Organism: Glycine soja
Lineage: Eukaryota; Viridiplantae; Streptophyta; Magnoliopsida; Fabales; Fabaceae
Product: putative clathrin assembly protein At1g03050
Exons: 3
Coding region: 280-2061 (593 amino acids)
Biological process (GO): clathrin coat assembly; clathrin-dependent endocytosis; vesicle budding from membrane
Cellular component (GO): clathrin-coated pit; clathrin-coated vesicle
Molecular function (GO): SNARE binding; clathrin heavy chain binding; phosphatidylinositol-4,5-bisphosphate binding
Source: RefSeq, a predicted model, not a curated record